CCACGACGGAUUUACAAUUUGUAAAAUUUGUCAAACUGAAAUUAGUGCCUGGAUUUUCGUUUUAAGCAUUAAAAUUAUACAACAAAUAUCGAGAAAACCAAUUGCGAAAAUGCCAAAGAUUAAACUGCAGUCCUCGGAGGGCGAUAUCUUCGAUGUCGACAUGGAGACCGCAAAGUGUUUGGGAACUAUCAAGUUUAUGCUCGAGGAUUGCAAGUUGGAGAAUGAUGAGAAUGAGACCAUUGUGCCCCUGACGAAAGUGAAUUCCUUUGUUUUGCGGAUUGUUCUGAACUGGGCCGAAUACCAUAAGGACGAUCCUGAACUUCCUGAACAUGAUCUCGGCCCAUGGGACGCUGAUUUACUUAAGGUAGACCACGGCACACUCUUUGAGCUAAUAAUGGCCGCCAACUAUCUGGAUGUCAAGGGUUUGCUCACGCUGUGCUGCAAGACCGUGGCCAACAUGAUCAAGGGCAAGACUCCAGAGGAGAUGCGUCAGACUUUCAACAUCACGAAUGACUUCACUCCCGCCGAGGAGGCGAUGCUCCAAGAGAACGAAUGGAACGAAAUGGAGUGAGACGGGCUUACAUAGCGGCGGUGGACCAUCAGAGCUCUCGGCAGAUGGCUGAUUGCAUAAUUCAAACUAAAAAUGAAAACGGCUUAAAAA
Molecule: messenger RNA, 661 nt
Organism: Drosophila subobscura
Lineage: Eukaryota; Metazoa; Arthropoda; Insecta; Diptera; Drosophilidae
Product: S-phase kinase-associated protein 1-like
Exons: 2
Coding region: 110-571 (153 amino acids)
Biological process (GO): SCF-dependent proteasomal ubiquitin-dependent protein catabolic process
Cellular component (GO): nucleus; cytoplasm
Molecular function (GO): cullin family protein binding
Source: RefSeq, a predicted model, not a curated record